AUGCGCAACCCGCUCCUCGGCCCCCGCAGCUGCUCCGCAGGGAAGCCUUUCGCUCCCUCCUCGUCGGCAAAACAUCCCAGCGCCCGAAAUGCAUCCCUGGAAUGCGGCGCGCGUGCCUCCGUGCUGCAGCUGCCGCGGCUCCGUCCCGCCGCGGGCACGCGGGGCCGGGCAGGACGGAAAAGACGGAGCCAUCCCGGCCUCCGCAGGGCCCCUGCGGCCUCGCGUUCCGGCUCGCAGGACGACGCGGGCCAGUCGUACAGCCAGCCCGUGAGCCACUACCCCUACCACCAGUUCAACCUCAACGGCAUCGGCGCCGCCGGCACCUACUCGCCCAAGUCCGACUACUCGUACAGCCCCUCGUACCGCCAGUACGGCCACUUCAGGGACCAGCAGCUCCCGGCCCAGGAGGCAGGGCUGCAGUUUGGGUUGUAUUUGAAGCCUUGCUGUAAAAGCAGGUGGCAGGCCGGUAUCCCGGGCUUCUCCAGCUAUGGAGAGGGUGAAUUUGGGAAUGGGGGAAGCAGCAACCUGACAGCGGGAGCCCCCAUCCCCGAUCCUCCGGGAAGCGCCAACGUGCAGCCUCCUCCGUCCCCCAGCGUGAAGAUCUGGUUCCAGAACCGCCGCUCCAAGUUCAAGAAGCUCUACAAGAACGGCGAGGUGCCGCUGGAGCACAGCCCCAACAACAGCGACUCCAUGGCCUGCAACUCCCCCCCGUCGCCGGCCGUCUGGGACAGUAACUCGCACGGCAGCGCCGCGGGCCGGGCGCCGCUCCCGCAGCCGCUUCCCUACAGCUCCUCGCCGGGAUUCCUGGACGAGCACAACCCCUGGUACCAUCCGCAGAGCCUCGGCGCCCCACACCUGCCCCCGCAGCCGCCCGGCCCCUCCAUGCAUCACACCUCGCCGGGACCCCCGGCCAGCUCCGGCGCCGUCUACUAG
Tinamus guttatus (white-throated tinamou) is the source of this 933-nucleotide messenger RNA. Lineage: Eukaryota; Metazoa; Chordata; Aves; Tinamiformes; Tinamidae. The record is from RefSeq and is a predicted model, not a curated record.